CUGAUGAUGUCACAUGACAUCAAAAUGGCGGAUGGGGAUGAUUUGGAUGAGGAUAAGAAAACUAUAGAUGCAAAUGACAGUGUUGUCGAAAUGAAUGGAGAAAAUGACGAAGACGAUUUGUAUGAUGGAAGUGAUCUUGAAAGUCUUGUGGAUGGAUGUGCUCAAGAAUAUAGUGAUCUGAACAACACUUUAGACAAACUGGAUGAAUGUCUGAACACUCUGGAAGAGAGAAGUGAUGAUCUUUAUUCCAAGUUCAAGGACCUUCUCGAGUCCAGUCGACAGGCCAGGCAGGAACUGGAGGAAGAACGUCGUAAAGGUGAAGAUGUCAGCAUCCCAGACAGUGAAACAAAGGACAGUUCAUAGUCCAUCAUCUAAAUUACUAUGUGCAGUCCGACCAGUCUGAAUACACUGAAAACAAAACCAGGCAUGAACCUUUAAGGUCACCAUCAAGGGCUAUCGGUAGACUUCAGACCUGCUUGAUCAUGUGACAUCAAUCAGUAAUGAUGAAAUUCCUAUUUUGCCACACUGCACUACAUGAACAAUUAAGAUUUUCCUAUGACUGAGAUAGCUUGCUCAGUUAUGGGUGAUAAUGACUUUAACAUGUCUUCUCAGAGGUAUAUUUAGAAAUAGCUCCAUGUAUACUCCAGGGAAAGCCAUAACAGAACAUUUACUGGGGAUGCUUUCAGCUUCUUUUUUCGUGGCAGUUUGGGUUAAUUCUGCUGUAUUCUGGCAUUCCAAAUGUAGUAAUUUAGAGAGAUGAAUGUACAAAAUUCUUCAGGAAAACAUACUACAAAUGUAUCAGGACUUUAUGUAACUAAAAAUGAUAUAUUAAUCCAUUAAUCAUCAUUGUACUUUUUAUCACCUACAGAUUGAAAUCACAUUUUAAGAUGAUUUAGAUAAUCCUGUACAAUCUGUUUUUAAAUAUUUAUUUAUUUUCAAAAUCUGUACACCUAAUAUAAAUAUGUAUUGCUUCCAAGCUGAUCAAAAAUAGAUUUCAGUGAAAACUUUCUUUAUUGUCCCCAUUAUGCAUCAUUUUCCAUAAUGAUAAGUGUUCUCCUUUUGUAAACAGUAUUGAUCAAACUGUGAAGCCAUUUACACAAUACCAUCAUUUUUAGUUUAUGUAUAGCUGUCUGGAUUCCACUUCAUCUGGAAGUGUUUGAAAGGCAUAUAAUUUUAUAUGUAGUUCUAGUCAGGUCCUGUGAAAUAUCUGUCAAUAUUUUCGUCAUUGUAAAUCCUUAUUUAUCCGCAUCAUUUCAUAAUUUUUAAAGAUUAGCUGGUUGGAUGGGAAAUGAUAGUUUUCAAACUUUAAACAGCACCUAUCCACUGAUGCAGACUGGCACCAGCCUGCUCAUCAGAUUGUUUUGUUCCCACGGGAUUGGGGUAUUUUUAAGUUUCAGGUGGUGUCACAUGUUAUCAUUAUUUUUCCGGCAAAGAUACAGAAAGAUGGAAAUGGCGCACAUUGGUCUUAGAAUGUCUCUAGAUAAAACAUUCAAUGAAUUAUGUGUAAUAGUUAUAUAUAAGGAGGGCAUUAUGUAACUGUAAAGCUUAAAUGUUUCAUUAUUGUUGCAAGUGUUCAGAAAGUGACCCUUCAAAGAAGUGUAAUUUUUACAUAUAUUUUGUUGGAAUAUACUUAAAGUACACCUCGGGUAUAACAUUGUAGGCUCAAUACUACAGCAAGUUUACUGCAGAAUAGAAACAUUCAAUGGGUUUCUUAGGGUAGUGGUCUUUCACUGCUAAUAAUGUUUGUUGACAUAAUCCAUUCCUGAAAGUAAUGGAUAAUGAUAUUAAAUUUUUUCAUAAGGUUUCGCACCAAGAAUACGUUAAUCACAGAACAUCUUCUCAGUUACAUAAUGACAACUCCUGAGAAUAACCACCUUGAUGAUAUUCCGGAACAGAUUCCAUGUGUGAAAGGCAAUAUAGGGGUGAAAAUUGUAUGAAUGGAUCUUCUACAAUCAUUGAUACCAGAAUUUUCCCUAAAAGGAGAAAAGAGUGAGUAUGUCACAAAAAAUGCUGCUCC
This is a messenger RNA of Haliotis rubra (blacklip abalone), 2017 nucleotides long. Its product is annotated as UPF0184 protein-like. The transcript is spliced from 2 exons. Lineage: Eukaryota; Metazoa; Mollusca; Gastropoda; Lepetellida; Haliotidae. The record is from RefSeq and is a predicted model, not a curated record. The coding region runs from base 4 to 363 and encodes 119 amino acids.